Molecule: messenger RNA, 3199 nt
Organism: Cynoglossus semilaevis (tongue sole)
Lineage: Eukaryota; Metazoa; Chordata; Actinopteri; Pleuronectiformes; Cynoglossidae
Gene: naa60
Product: N-alpha-acetyltransferase 60, NatF catalytic subunit
Exons: 8
Coding region: 1022-1750 (242 amino acids)
Biological process (GO): N-terminal peptidyl-methionine acetylation
Cellular component (GO): Golgi membrane
Molecular function (GO): histone acetyltransferase activity; protein-N-terminal amino-acid acetyltransferase activity
Source: RefSeq, a predicted model, not a curated record
ACGAACACAUGACGUCACAGGAGAUAAAGUUGAGUUCUGGUCACGUCUUUACUCACAUUUACUGGAACUACUUUAUUGAUUCUGGACAUUAUUUUAAUAUCUUUACAUUCAGCGUCCUGUUUAACAGAUAAAUAAUCAGCUCCAAAAUAAAAGCCAUAACAUAAUGAUUACUGUAGCUUUGUUUAAAAGACUAAUGUUUACAGUAGAGCGCCCUCUACUGGUAUUACAGUAUUUUUACUGGUAUUUUUUUCAUUGGUCUUAUCUAGUAAUGACUAAUUUUUGGUGUGGUUUUAUUUGAAACUAUUAAUAAUUAAUCCUAAAGUCAAGUUUAAGGUUAUUUUUGUCUGAAACCAGUGUCCAGAGACUGUUAUCUUGUAAAGAGUGGAAACAUGAUGGCUAGGUUCCAUUUAGCUUGUGACCAGUGACAAUUAAGCACUGGUGCAGAAAUUAACUGUUUGUUGAGUAUUUUCUCUGUACAGGUAGAACUGGUCUUCCUGGUUUCAGUCCACCGCCACGUCUGUGUCCAAAGAAUGGAAUUGAAUUGUGAAGUUCCAAGGCAUUUGAAUUGUGUCAUCAAAGUAUGACAGGCACAUCCUCUGACAACUGGAAUUUCAUUGCCACUAGGUGGUGACAAAGCUCUCGUGCUCUGGAUAUUUCACAAACUACCUGCCCGUGGAAGAAGCAGUUCCGUGACGCAGUGCUUGGCAGCGGCCACAAACAGGAAGAAAACAUCCAGCUGUUUCUGAAAGCGCAGGAAUUCCCCGACAUCCUGGCGGUGAGAGGGUGAUGAAACGGCGUGACUAAGCCUGUGUGUUAUCACCAUGCUGCAGCCGGAGGAGUGACUUCAGCCGCUGACGAGCCGGGACCGAGCAUCUACCCCACUUUCCUACGGUCCGGCUGUUGAAACAAGGUGCGUUAGCUUAGCCACGUAGCCGUUAGCUGCCGUUAGCAAAUGUUAGCUGGCAGCAUAAAGUCGGAAGUUUUACAGACUGGAGACCACCGUUCACCGUCUUUUGUGUGAAUGAGUGACGUGGUGCCACCCACAGCCCUCAGUGAAGUCCAGCUCCGCUUCCUCUGCCAUGAUGACAUAGAGAAUGUCAAGCUGCUCUGUGGCGAUUGGUUUCCAAUCGAGUACCCAGACUCAUGGUAUCAGGACAUCACCUCCAACAAAAAAUUCUUCUCCCUCGCCGCCACCUUCAGAGGAGGCAUCGUGGGGAUGAUUGUGGCUGAGAUCAAAAGUCGGACCAAAGUGCACAAAGAGGAUGGGGACAUCCUGGCCUCCAGUUUCCCUGUGGACACACAGGUAGCCUACAUCCUCAGCCUGGGAGUGGUGAAGGAGUUCAGGAAACAUGGCAUAGGCUCCCUGCUGCUGGACAGUUUGAAGGAGCACAUCUCCACAGUGGCCCAGGACCACUGUAAGGCCAUCUACCUGCACGUCCUCACCACCAACAACACUGCCAUCAGCUUCUACGAGAACAGGGACUUCAGGCAGCACCACUACUUACCCUACUACUACUCCAUACGAGGGGUCCUCAAAGAUGGCUUCACAUACGUGCUCUACAUCAACGGGGGUCACCCACCCUGGACAAUAUUUGACUACAUCCAGCACAUUGGCUCCACCCUGGCCAGCCUGAGCCCCUGCUCCAUCCCACAGAGAUUGUACCGACAGGCCCAGUCGCUGCUCCGCGCUCUGUUACCGUGGUCCAACAUCGCUUCCAAGACUGGCAUACAGUACAGCAGAACAAUGUGACGCCGCAGUACGGAGUCUUCGUUCCGUUCUGCAUCAGUCUUCCCUCGUGCAGACCAGAAUCACGCACACACUCGCUCACAUUCUCAGUCACCUCUGGGUUUCCCACAGACACCGCAGGACUAUGGCUCCACGCUGGGCUCAGACCUUCUGACACUAGAACCACCACCACUGCAGAGGAGACACCUUCAGUCCAGGUCCAAGUCCAGGUCCAGGUCCAGGUCCAGGUCCAGGUCCAGGUCUGCAGCAGCUGCUGCGUCCUCUCCAGUAAACAACAGGGUUUUAUGACAUUUUCCUCACAGAGCAGUGAUGUGUUCUCACACUGAUAAAACCACAGGGUUUCACUCACUCAGUUACUGUAUUACUUUCCCAGUACUGUGUAGUACUGUGUAGUACAGCUGACCCAGAUGUGUGGUGUUUUUUUUUUUUUUUAGCAGUGAUUGGGAAUCAAUCAAUAAGUAGAAAUAUUGAUAUAAACGUCCCGACAGUUUCAAUGUUUUCAUUUGUUCAAUUUAAUUUUAAAGUUGAAUCCAAAAGUUAAAUAUUUGGAAAAAAGUAAUGGCAUAAAAUAUAAAAGAAUGUAAUGAAGCUUCUCUGUCCGUACAUUAAGAGAUCAGCUCUGAUUUUAAAGACCAGUUCUUCAGCUCCUCAGUGUAAAUAACUUUUAACUAUUAUUAUUAUUAUUAUUAAUUUCCAUAUUGAAGGAGACAGAAAAAAAAUCAGUCACAAAAACUCUACUGUAUAAACAAAACAUUUUUGUAGAUGCAUGAAGUCUUAAAAAAUAAAUUCUGUGACUAAUCCAAGUGGUUCCCACCCCUAAUAUUUACCCCUGUCGUUAUAACAGUGACCUGUGGUGGCACUAAAACACCAAAUCUACACACACAUACACAGACACAGACAGAACGUGGACACACGUGCACGUCGUGAAAACCCUGCAGAGACUUAAGGAUCAAACCGCCCUCGUCCCCCCGUCCAUCUGCCCCCACCCCCUUCAUUACUGCCCCAGAGACUGUGUACACUGUUUGUAUAUUAUAUAUACUGAGCUAAUAUAUGAAUUCCUCUCCAUAUGUCUGUAUGUCUGUGUUCUAUCCUGUCAGUAGGUUUUCCUUAGUGUACGUGUGUGUGUGUGUGUGUGGAGACUGAGUUUUUUUUUUUGUUCAUGUGAAGUCAUGAACUUUGGGUUUGUGUUAGCGUUGGUGCUGUUCUGAGUCACAUGACUUCAGCAUCUGUUCUCUCUCAGACGGUGAACUGAGGUUUUUUUUCUUUUUUUUUCCACCUUUAGAGAUGUUCUGUGGAUCAUGUGAAGUUCAUGCUGAUUUUAACGUAGAAGGGACAUAAGUCUUGUUUUACUUGUUUUUACCAAAGGUAUGGCUAGAUGAAAGUGUCAACGCUGCGCCCUCUACCUGCAAACCUGAUAAUUAAAUGUUCAUAAAUGGCUUAGGUUGAAGAAGA